AUGUCUUCUACCCGGAAGAAAGACACCACCACCCCCAAGAAAGAGCCCAACACCCACGGCCUCACCUCCCGCGACUUCGAGCUCCUGGGCCAUGCGCUCAAGUCCACCAAGUCCGAGCUCGUCAUCGAUUACGCCAAAUUCGCCGACCGCGCCGGCCUCAAGAACAGCGCCUCGGGCAAAGCGUCCUGGCACGGAUUGAAGAAGAAGCUGCAGCUUGAGAAGUUCGUUUCUGCUGAUGCCGCUGCCGAAGGAGGUGACGACACCACGCCCAAGAAAGCCGCUGCCACUGGCUCGAAGCGCAAGGCAGCCGCCGAGCCGGAAGUAGAGGACGAUGCUGAAGUUGAGGAGACGCCGAAGAAGAGUUCUGCCAAGCGUGGUCGUAAGGCCGCUAAGACUGAGGUCGCUGCCGCUGCCGCUGACGAUGAGGAGAAGUCUGACGAGGCUGAGGCUGAGGCUGAAGUCGAGACCACGCCUACUCCAGCUAAGAAGGGCAGAGGUGGUCGUAAGACCGCUGCUGUCAAGAUCGAGCCCGAGCCCGCUUCUGACGAAGGCGCCGACGACGAGGCUGCCGAAGCUGCGCCCGAGAGACCCAAGAAGACCCCAGCCAAGCGCGCCCGCAAGACCGCUGCCGCGAAGGCCUCACCCGCCGCAGCUGAAGGCGAAGGCGAAGGCGGCAAGGACGAGACCGCCGAAGCCGAAGCGGACACCCCUAAGACCACCUCAGCGAAGCGCGGUCGUGAGCCCACCAAGAAGGCCCUCGCGGCCGCCGCGGCGCUUGCUGCUGCUGAGACCGAGACCACGACUGCCGAAGAUGCCGGAGAGGCGAAUGAGGACGGAGAGAAGGUCGGAGAUGAGGCUGCGCUGGCGAAGGAGUGGGCGGAGGAGGGUGAGGGCAAGGAGUCCAAGUCUGCUGCGUCUGCUGUGAGCCGGGCGGGGAGUGACACCAUCGAGGUCGCUUCGAAGAAGGUGGAUGGUGUGGGUGAGCAGGAGGGGGAGGCGGUUGAUGAGGAGAUUAAGGUAGGUCAGAUGGUUGAGGCGGUAAAGGCGGAGGAGGGUGGGGAGUGA
Saxophila tyrrhenica is the source of this 1065-nucleotide messenger RNA. RefSeq lists its product as uncharacterized. The transcript has 3 exons. Lineage: Eukaryota; Fungi; Ascomycota; Dothideomycetes; Mycosphaerellales; Extremaceae. The coding region runs from base 1 to 1065 and encodes 354 amino acids. The record is from RefSeq and is a predicted model, not a curated record.